Messenger RNA from Papilio machaon (common yellow swallowtail), 2270 nucleotides. RefSeq names its product heat shock protein 68-like. Gene Ontology annotation, cellular component: cytoplasm. The transcript has a single exon. Lineage: Eukaryota; Metazoa; Arthropoda; Insecta; Lepidoptera; Papilionidae. Gene Ontology annotation, biological process: cellular response to unfolded protein; protein refolding. Gene Ontology annotation, molecular function: heat shock protein binding; ATP binding; ATP-dependent protein folding chaperone. The record is from RefSeq and is a predicted model, not a curated record. Bases 118 to 2124 code for a protein of 668 amino acids.
UUUGAAACGCGAUACAAAGAGAACGAAGAGAGGAGUUCGGUGUUUACCGGAGUUGUUUACAAGCAGUAAAAUAUUAUUGUGCGCAUUUACGAGAGUUGAAUUGAUAAAUAUAAUAAAAUGCCAGCAAUUGGAAUAGAUCUGGGAACGACGUAUUCGUGUGUGGGAGUAUGGCAGCAUGGCAACGUGGAAAUCAUAGCCAACGACCAAGGCAACAGAACCACACCAUCUUAUGUAGCGUUCACCGACACGGAGCGGCUGAUCGGCGAUGCGGCGAAGAACCAGGUGGCCCUCAACCCCAACAACACAGUGUUCGACGCCAAGCGCCUGAUUGGACGCAAAUUCGACGACCCGAAGAUCCAGCAAGACAUGAAACAUUGGCCGUUCAAAGUGGUCAAUGAAAGCGGGAAACCCAAAAUCGAGGUGGAGUUCAAGGGUGAGAGGAAGAGGUUUGCGCCAGAGGAGAUCAGCAGCAUGGUGCUAACGAAGAUGAAGGAGACCGCGGAGGCGUACCUUGGCGGCGCGGUGCGGGAAGCUGUCAUCACAGUGCCGGCUUACUUCAACGAUUCACAGCGGCAGGCUACCAAGGACGCGGGCGCUAUCGCCGGCCUGAACGUGUUGCGUAUCAUCAACGAGCCCACGGCCGCCGCGCUGGCUUACGGCUUAGACAAGAACCUGAAAGGCGAACGCAACGUGCUGAUAUUCGACCUCGGCGGUGGUACUUUCGACGUAUCGAUCUUGACCAUCGACGAAGGCUCAUUGUUCGAAGUGAAAUCGACUGCCGGCGACACACACCUGGGAGGCGAAGACUUCGACAACAGACUGGUGAACCAUCUCGCGGACGAGUUUAAGCGCAAGUAUAAGAAGGAUUUGCGUAUGAACCCGCGCGCGUUGCGCCGCCUACGCACGGCCGCCGAGCGCGCCAAACGCACGCUUUCUUCGAGCACCGAGGCCACCAUCGAAAUCGACGCGCUCUAUGAAGGCAUCGACUUCUACACACGCGUCUCCAGGGCUCGCUUCGAAGAGCUAAACUCCGAUCUUUUCCGCGGCACCCUGGAGCCCGUUGAGAAAGCUCUCAAGGACGCCAAGAUGGAUAAGAGCCAGAUCCACGACGUGGUGCUCGUGGGCGGGUCCACCCGCAUCCCGAAGGUGCAGAGCUUGCUGCAGAACUUCUUCUGCGGCAAGAAGCUCAACCUGUCCAUCAAUCCCGAUGAAGCUGUGGCGUACGGCGCUGCCGUGCAAGCCGCCAUCCUCAGCGGCGAAAAGGACUCCAAGAUACAGGACGUGUUGCUGGUGGACGUAGCGCCGCUGUCGCUUGGCAUCGAAACCGCCGGCGGAGUGAUGACUAAGAUUGUUGAGCGCAACUCUAAGAUCCCGUGCAAACAGAGCCAGACGUUCACCACGUAUUCCGACAACCAGCCUGCGGUCACCAUCCAGGUGUACGAAGGUGAGCGUGCGAUGACCAAGGACAACAACCUGCUGGGCACAUUCGACCUGACCGGCAUCCCGCCGGCGCCGCGCGGUGUACCGAAGAUAGACGUCACUUUCGACCUGGACGCCAACGGCAUCCUGAACGUGUCGGCCAAGGAGAACAGCACGGGCCGCAGUAAGAACAUCGUGAUUAAAAACGACAAGGGGCGGCUGUCACAGGCCGACAUCGACCGCAUGCUGUCCGAGGCGGAGCGUUACAGAGAAGAAGACGAGAAGCAACGGCAGAGGGUCGCCGCUCGCAACCAGCUGGAGUCGUACGUGUUCAGCGUGAAACAGGCGCUGGACGAGGCGGGAGACAAAUUGACCGAAGAGGACAAGAACACAGCGCGGCGUGAGUGUGAUGACGCGCUGAAGUGGCUUGACAACAACACGCUGGCCGAACGCGAGGAGUACGAACACCGUCUGACGCAGUUGCAGCGCCUCUGCUCCCCCAUCAUGACCAAGAUGCACGGCGGCGCGCAAGCCGGUCCACAGGGCGGUAUGCCAGGUGGAUAUCAGGGAGGUAUGCCAGGUGGAUACCCAGGAGGCAUGCCAGGUGGAUAUCCGGGAGGUAUGCCAGGUGGAUUUCAGGGCGGUAUGCCAGGCGGCAUGUACGGAAACCAAAACAGCGGACCCACCGUGGAGGAAGUGGACUAAAGCUAGGUCAUGUGCUUAACAUUCCAAAGAUAUAAAUAAGUUGUAAAUACUUCAAAAUUCCAAAGUCAUAAGUUAAAGACUGAUAUGUAUUUUAGCAUAAGUUAAUAAAAUAGUGGAUGAUUAUAGACGAUUGUUUUAGUAAGUUA